Messenger RNA from Acipenser ruthenus (sterlet), 4387 nucleotides. Its product is annotated as dual serine/threonine and tyrosine protein kinase. The record is from RefSeq and is a predicted model, not a curated record. NCBI's taxonomy places the organism in Eukaryota, Metazoa, Chordata, Actinopteri, Acipenseriformes, Acipenseridae. Gene Ontology annotation, biological process: protein phosphorylation. The transcript has 13 exons. Gene Ontology annotation, molecular function: protein kinase activity; ATP binding. Bases 1099 to 3936 code for a protein of 945 amino acids.
UCCCAGAAUGCUCGCAUGUUACGGUUUCCCCUCCGCCUGGACAGGCCCCGCCCUACCGUACUGCGGACUGUGUUUGUUGAUGUCUGCGCUGACAUGUAGCUUGCUCCAUGUCAGUUUAUGUGCGGGGGUACGUACUUAGCAAACUUGGCAGCGGGCGUUCCCCGCAGGAUUAAUACUCGGAGCUUAUUUGCCCAACCGAUAUUUUCUGGAGAGCAAACUAUUCCAAAGCAUCCUCUGCCUCCCUGCACCCCGGCGAGGGCUCACACACUUUAUUUCUGUCGCUGAGGCCACCUCUUUAUCUCUGUGUUGGACCGAGCGACUGACGGUGUCUUGCUUUGGACCAGGAGCGGCCGUGAAGCGUCUGAGGCACCCAAGAACUGCCCCGGCUGUGCGGAUAGGACGAGCCGGGCUGCACCCUCCACCAGCAGCAGCAGUCGUUCCUUGAUAAAAACAAAAGUUAAACUUUUACAACAAGACUGCGCUUCGGCAAGGCUCCAUAACAGGGCAGUACUGCUAUUUUUGUAAGAAUACUACAUUCUUACACUCACUAAAUACAGUAACUCCAGCGCUGACCCGACCCGGCCCGGCUCAGCCCAGCAGAAUCCUGUCUCCGCUUGGGGGAGUUUAGUGGUUUCAGCGCACGGCCGCGGAUUAGCAUGGGGCCUCGGUAGCACACUGGGAUUGGAGACGAGCACUUUCCGGAGUAAGAAAAAAUGUUUCCCCUAGAUUUCGCAGUGGGAUCUGUUCCAACAUGCCAGUUUGAAGAAAAACAGGACUAAGCUGUCUGGAAGACUCACACCAAGGGGCAUUGACAACGGCGGCCUGGGACCUUCCUGCAGACAGUCCAGCGGAACAAAGCACACAGUUAACCGGCUUGUGCAAGAGUUAGCAGUUUGCAAGUACGUUUGGCUGCGGUGUUUGCUAAGUCGCUUAAGGUUUGGGAACCGCCGAAUAAGUUGCAGCUUUCUUCCAGAAAGAAGAGGCACACGCCCCCCCCGACCAGCCGUUUCUCUGCAUGGGUGCCGUUUACCCUGCAGCAGCGUACUGCUUUUAUUGAAAACACAAACAUAUUUACACCUCUGACCACUCCAGGGUAAAAUGAUGGACGGGACUGGGGGAAGCGGGCAAAAGAUCACCCCCCUCGCCCGGGAACUUAGUCGGAUCUUCAGCAACUACAACAAGCACUCGAACCUGCUGAAAAAGAACCUGAAAGAGACCAACAAGUUCUUCAGAGAGAUCAAACAGAACUACAGCAACUCCUGCGCGGCGGCGGGGCCCGGUGCGUCGGUUAUCGAGGCGGGUCACUUGGGCUGCUUCUCCUUCCUCAGCCACGAGGAGGAGUACCUGCAGGCCACGGUGGGCUGCGUCCCCUACGUCAUCAUCCUGGGACAGAACUGCGACGCCAAGUAUCAGGUGCUGAACAGCCUGCUGGGGGAGCGGCUGCUGCCCGUGACGCGGCUGGGCCAGGGCUGCGGUGCGGAGGCGGGCUGCAAGCGGCGGAGGCUGAGAUUCACUUACGGGCGACAGACCCGCCUCAGCCUGGCGCUGCCCGGCCAGUACGAACUGGUGCACCAGCUGGCGGCUCACCGGGGACGCUGGGAAACCAUCCCGGAGGAGGACCUGGAGAUCGGAGAGGCGUGCGAGGAUCCGGCGCACAGGGUGGCUGAACUGGAGGUCACGCUGCAUCACCAGCUGCUACAGGAGGCUAAGAUCUUGGUGGUGCCUUGCCCUGAAGUGCAACUAGUAGAGGAAGCACUGGAGGACUGUUUCAGGAACAUUGUGCCUAUCCUCGUCUACGCCAUAAGCGAGGAGACGCUCACGCAGCCGCAGCUGGAUGACAUCCAGCGGGUCAAAGACAAUAUCGCGUUCCCCGUGUGUUUCGUGAAGGUGCCAAGCAUCUCCCAGCCCGACCUAGACUCUUCCCUGGAGCCGACGGGCAAGACGGGCAGAGCUGCGGAGAGGGAGAAAAGCGCCCUGUACCAGCAGCUGGCCUCUGACGGCUUCCUGGGCAAUGGGCCUGGCAACUGCUCAUGCGGGGCCCCUCCCCAGCAGCAAGCCCCGGCCGCCAAGCCCCAGAGCUCCCUGUGCGAGGCCUUUGAGAAGCUGCCCCGGCUGCUGGCUCCCUUCGCCAAGCAGGUGCUGCAGAACCAGCAGGUCGAGGCAGCGACCAAACUGAACAUGGUGCACUGCCGCUGCCUGGACAUCUUCAUCAACCAGGCCUUCGACAUGCAGCGCGACCUGCAGAUCACCCCCCGCCGGCUGGACUACACCCGCGAGAAGGAGAGCGAGCUGUACCAGUCCCUCAUGGGCAUCGCCAACCGCAAGCAGGAGGAGAUGAAGGACAUGAUCGUGGAGACGCUGGCCAGCAUGAAAGAAGAGCUGCUGGAGGACGCAGCCAACCUGGAGUUCACAGAUAUCAUUGUGCCCCCGAAUGGCGAGCCCAUCAGCUCCAAGGACAUUAAAUCGUGUAUCCGACAGAUCCAGGAGCUAAUUGUGCUGCGUCUGAACCAGGCGGUUGCGAACAAGCUCAUCAGCUCGGUGGAUUACCUGCGGGAGAGCUUCGUGGGCACGCUCGAGAGGUGCCUGCACAGCCUGGAGAAGCAGCACCAGGACACCUCGGCUCACAACGUCACCAGCAACCACCUCAAACAGAUCCUGAAUGCUGCUUAUCACGUGGAAGUCACGUUCCACUCUGGGUCCAAUGUGACACGGCUGGUGUGGGAGCAGAUCAAACAGAUCAUCCAGAGGUUGACGUGGGUGAACCCCCCUGCCAUCACUCUGGAGUGGAAGCGCAAGGUGGCCCAGGACGCCAUCGAGAGCCUGAGCGCGGCCAAGCUGGCCAAGAGCAUCUGUAGCCAGUUCCGCACGCGGCUCAACAGCUCCCACGAGGCCUUCGCUGGCUCCCUGCGGCAGCUGGAGGAGGGGCACACGGGCCGACUGGAGAAGACGGAGGACCUGUGGCUGAGGGUUCGAAAGGACCACGCACCCCGACUGGCUCGCCUGUCUCUGGAGAGCCGCUCUCUCAGAGACGUCCUGCUGCACGGGAAGCCCAAGUUGGGUCGCGAGCUGGGUCGGGGUCAGUACGGCGUGGUGUACCUGUGUGACAGCUGGGGCGGACACUUCCCCUGCGCCCUCAAAUCAGUGGUGCCGCCUGAUGACAAGCACUGGAACGACCUGGCUCUUGAGUUCCACUACACCAGGUCCCUGCCGAAACACGAGCGGCUGGUGGACCUGCACGGCUCGGUGAUCGACCACACCUACGGGGGCGGCUCCAGCAUCGCGGUGCUCCUGAUCAUGCAGCGGCUGCACCGCGACCUGUACACCGGCCUCAAGGUAGGCAAGCACAACCCCCAGGCCUUCUCCUGCAGCAAGGCGCAGUGCAAGGCUGGUCUGACUCUGAAGGAGCGACUACAGAUUGCCCUGGAUGUAGUGGAGGGGAUCCGAUUCCUGCAUGGUGAGGGGCUGCUGCACAGAGACAUCAAGCUGAAGAACGUGCUGCUUGACAAGCAGAACCGGGCGAAAAUCACCGAUCUGGGUUUCUGCAAACCUGAAGCCAUGAUGUCUGGGAGCAUCGUUGGAACUCCUAUACACAUGGCCCCAGAGCUCUUCACGGGUAAAUACGAUAACUCGGUAGACGUUUAUGCCUUUGGCAUCCUCUUCUGGUACCUGUGCACGGGCUCUGUGAAGCUGCCCGAGGCGUUUGAGAAGUGCUCCAGCAAAGACCAGCUGUGGAACAAUGUGAAGAAAGGCGCACGGCCGGAGCGCCGGCCCUUGUUUGAUGAGGAAUGCUGGCAGCUCAUGGAGUCCUGCUGGAACGGAGACCCCUUUCAGAGACCCUUGUUGGGUAUAGUGCAGCCCAGGCUGCAAAGCAUCAUGGACAGGCUGUGUAACACACACUCUGAGAGGAGAAGCACCCACCUGGAAGACUCUGCAUGAUGGGAACACGGGCUGGAGGGAGGAGCCUGGAGCUUCAGAGACCAAUCGGAAGAGCCUCGGGCUGGACUUCCUGAUCUUGCACUGCUGCUUUCUGUAUCUGAGUUGGUUUUCAAGUAAUCGAGAAAAGCUACAUUUUAUAUGAGAACUUUCAAAUAAUAAACGAACAAAAAAUAAAAAGACAAGCAAACAUUAUCGAUGUCCUAUAUUAGCGUGCAUGAGGAGGAUGGUGGUGCUUGCUUCUCGACGUAGAUUAUUAUUAUAGAGAGAAAAGAGGUUGUUUUUAAAAGAAAUGAGAGGUCAAGUAUUAAAACAGAAGAGACACUUCAUUUCUUUUAGCUGGAUUAUUGUCUGUAUUCUAAAAAAAAAAAAAAAAAAAAAAAAAAAAAAAAAGCAUGUGUCAUUUUCUUGUGUUUUUUCUUUUUUUUUUUAAAUAAAAGACUCUAAUAUAAAA